AUGUCUACAUAUCUGCAUGGACUACAGAUGGAGGGCGAUGACACGCUGACACGCAUCGUCAAGGCGCUGGCCAGUGGCAUCGCGUCUCGUCAGCAUCAGUUUCAGCAUCGGGCCUGUCUCUCUGGUCUGUCUGGUCGAAAACUGCCGGAUCAGCAGCUAACUAGCCUGCACAGCAAGGUGCAAGGUGGAGGCGGGCCGGCCCAGCCAACUGACCUGGCCUUGACCUUCACACCGCCAGCACAGCACGACGGAGACGACGACGACGACGACGACAACGAAGACAACGAGAAGACGAAGAAAAAGAAGACGAGAAUAGACGACGACAUGGCACUCGCUGUGCCGGAGGGCGGCCUGACGCUGCAUCGCGACUCUUCCUCCUCCCAGUUCCUCCGCCUCAACCUCCCCAAGUCGACCCUCGCAGACCUCCUCCACGUCCUCAACGACCAGUCCUCGCCUGCUGCUGCUCGUCUCCGGCUGGGAAAACAUCCCUCUCUGCUGAUAAACUCCAAGUCGACGCCCUUCCACGCCUGUCCCCAGACCACUCGCUCAGAAAUCUACCAGCAUGGCCCGGACGGUGACGGUGACGGGCUCUACUUCUCCGGCAUCCUCAGCCAUAGCCUGGAGGUGCAAAAGGCCAAAGAAGCAACCGCUGCCACCGACGAAGCACUCACCAACCUUGAACGCUCUCUCAACGCCUUUGAAAAGGGCAAGGAGUCUCGCCGGACGCCGCUGAUUGCUACCAUCGACCAGAUGAGGGCGUUGGGGGCCGGUGACAACAGAUCUGCAACGGGCAAGGAGGCGGCUAGUCUGGCGAGAAAGUCGACCAGCAGGGCUGACCAGGAGAAAGAACGCUUCUUCAAGAACGCCAAUGCCUCCAGAUCCACGCCCGCGAGCCCUGCCCUGCUGCCUCUCUCCCCUUUACCCUCUGCCUCCGCUGCCCAGAGCGUGGACAAGGAUAGCCUGCGCCUGGAGGCCAUACGGACACCGCUCAUACACCUACUCGCCAUACGGCCCGUCUCUGCCAAAUUUCUCGCGGCACGCACUCGCUGCAACACGGCUGACAUCCUCUCCCUGACGAACAAGCAUUGUACGCCCAACCGCCUCGACGGGUCCAAGUUCGACCUCAAGGACAAGGCAUACAAGGACCUGGAUGUCUGGUCGUUUCCUUACCCGUCUGACGAGGAGAGAGCGGAGGUGAUCGAGAAUGCCAUCUCGGCGUUUGAUAGGAUGCGCAUCUCCAAGGGCGACAGGCUAUGGCAGAUGCUUCUGCCCAGGCAGGAAAGGGGGAAAGGAAAGGUCCUCUCACGGCUCAACCUGCGCACCCAGCCACAAACACAGCAGACUCGUGUGCACACCCAGGAAGAAGGCGGAGGAUACGGUACCGGCAACGAGUCGGAGGGUCCAACGGCGGUCGAUCCAGCCACCGCUCCAACGUCCACUCCAACGCUGCCACAGACACAAACAACAAAGCCCACGGCGACAAAGAAGAGAGCCCUGGAAAAGGCCCUCUCCUCGAAACGCGGUCCCAAGCCAAAGACUACGCCUACCACUACGCUGACGGGCAAGGUGACCAAGAAGACGGAGAAGAAGACGCCUGCCGCCGGUGCUGCGUCGCUAAAGUCGCGAGAUCUCGAUCGUUUCAAGUCUGCCGAGUUCGUGCUUGACUCAGAUGAGGAUGAGGCGAACAAUAGCAAUACCAACAGCAACAACAAGCCUGCGUCGGCGCCCGCGCCCGCGCCUGCAGCUACGACUGCAGCAGCAACAUCGACGGCACAACGCGGUCGGCCGCCGAAGACAAAGAAAGCACCAGUUAAACGGCCAAGCACCGCAAACUCCGGUGCAGCAGCAGGCACGACAAAUACGACUACUACUAGACCAACCAAGGCGACAUCACCGCUCAAACCGUCUCCGUUGGGCUCCUCGCCGCCCACCAAUGCCUCAGACGUCGACACCCAUAACCGCCCAUCCAACACACAAUUGCAUUCACAGUCAUCCAGCUCUUCGUCGCCUCUAAUCCAUCAUCUCCCUCGAAAGGCACCAGCAGCGCAAGCCGCGAAAGGCAGACCUACACCUCCAUCCACAUCCACAUCUGCAUCCACAUCUGCAUCCACAUCUGCAUCCACAUCCGCCAAGCCAGGCGCUCUCAAACGAAAGACCAGACCGGUGGAAGAUACCCGCCCACCCACCACAUCCGCCACCAUCGGUCUAGGAAUCCAUGCAUCCGAACCCAAACGCCGACGUCCAUCCUCCAUCUCAUCAACAACAACUUCUUCCCUCUCACAGCCUGAAUCUAUGAAUUCCGCUUCAGGCUCUGGCUCGGCAUCCCCGCCCAUCUCGCAGACAAUACUGCGGGCCCGACUACGGUCCAAAUCGGCACAGUUCAAACAGUAUUACGCCAAGUACCGUCUGCUGCAUGAGGAGAUGACCAGGUCGCGCAACGGAAAGGACUUUGACAUGGACGUGGAUAUCGAGCAGAUCCGGAAACUGGAGAGACAGCAUGCACAUCUGCAGAAGAUGAAACAGGAGAUCUGGGAUGAGGAUCGGAGGUUGAGGAUGUCUUCGUAG
Molecule: messenger RNA, 2565 nt
Organism: Arthroderma uncinatum
Lineage: Eukaryota; Fungi; Ascomycota; Eurotiomycetes; Onygenales; Arthrodermataceae
Exons: 2
Coding region: 1-2565 (854 amino acids)
Source: RefSeq, a predicted model, not a curated record